GCCGGUGCUGUACCUCUGUGGGUUUGGAACUUAGUGGCUGGGGGGCCCCUGGUCCAAGUGCCGUCUUGCGCGCGGUCCUCCCAGCCCCGCGCUCCCGCGGGAUCUGUUCACCCUCGGCAGACGGCCUUUCCCAUCCCCUGCGGCCCCUGGGACUCGCGCCUCCAGAAGGUUCUUACAAAAGUAGUGGAAAGGAACUCUUCUCCCCCUAAAUGGCUACAGAAUCAAGAAAGCCUUCAGCCCCAUCUCCACCAGACCAAGCUCCUGAGGAGGAUCUUGUCAUCGUCAAGGUGGAGGAAGAUCAUGGUUGGGACCAGGAAUCUGGCCUACAUGAAAGUAAUCCUCCUGGCCAAGAACUAUUUCGCCAACGCUUCAGACAGUUGUGUUACCAGGAGACACUAGGACCCCGAGAAGCUCUGAUCCAACUCCGGGCACUUUGCCAUCAGUGGCUUAGGCCAGACUUGAACACCAAGGAGCAGAUCCUGGAGCUACUGGUACUCGAGCAGUUCCUGACCAUUCUACCUGAGGAGCUUCGGGCUCUGGUUAAAGAACAUCAAUUAGAGAAUGGAGAGGAAGUGGUGACCCUAUUGGAGGAUUUGGAAAGGCAAAUUGAUAUACUGGGACGGCCUGUCCCAGCUCGUGCACAUGGCCAUAGGGUACUUUGGGAAGAGAUAGUGCCUUCAGAAUCUUCACCACGUACUCACCUCCAACCUAUAGCAACCCAGCGUAAAUCUCCGGUGCCCCCAAAGCCUCAAGAAAGUGCCAUGUCUACUUCUCAGAGUCCUACCCCUUCCCAGAAAGGAACUUCUGGAAACCAGGAGAUGACAGCUACACUCCUCACAACAGGGUUCCAGACUUUGGAGAAGAUCGAAGACAUGGCUGUGUCUCUUAUUCAAGAGGAGUGGCUUCUUGAUCCAAAUAGAGAUAACAGGCCAGAGAAUUACAGGAAUAUGUUCUCCCUGGGCGGUGAGACCAGGAAUGAGAACAAGGAAUUAGCUUCAAAACAGUCCCAGUACCUGUGUCAGCAAAGGAAGUGGACGUAUUAGUGAUGAUUUUGAGAGUGAUGCAGAGAAAGAGGUGAGUGGAGACUCAGCCUGGCUGUUCUUGAGCUUGGAUAGUUGUACAUGGUGGUUACCUCUGAUUCUCCUCCACCUUCUUGUGUACACUGCACAAAAGAUGUUUCCACUGCCCUACUUAUGGUGUCACAUAGGAAAAAGAGGAGAUGGGGGUAGGGUUCUUGAAGAAGACAUAAAACUCUUACAAAGAAUUAUGUCAUCCCUUUUAGGCCACUGCAGUACUGCUCUCUCAGGUUAUUAUCAGUCUGCACAGAUAUCUUAACUAGUUGGUUUUUCUUGUCAUUACCCCAGUCUACGUUCUUACAUGGCCACUGAUCAUUUUCCAUCUGUUUUUUGCCAUUCAUUUGUACAACAUUAAUGUCUACGAUCUGUUUGGAAUUCUAAUGUGCUCCAUGAGAACUGGUGUCUAUAAUCUCAUAACAAAGACACACUAUUAAACUUGUCAUCACCAGGCAUAGCUCAUCCUUGAGGUUUUCAGUAUGCCAAGGGUUACAGUAUAGAGUGAGAGUAGUUUCCAGUAACAUGUCAGAUCUUAUACAUUGCAAAUGAGGUAUCCUUUAAAUUGAGUAGUUCUAUUUUAAAAUACUAUUAUUUUUGAUAGUAUUGCUAUUCCUCCAAAUAUUUGGAAAUUCCUAUUUUAUCAACCCUGCAAGAAAACACUAUUCCUAUAUCACAUUUUGGUUUUAAUCAUUGGUUAGCCAUGUAUUUAGAAUAACUUUGCUUUCCAGAAUUAACCCUCACACAUGAAAUUAUUCCAUAAGCCUAUUAGGAAAAAAAAAACUAUGAGUUUUCAUGAAAACUCCAAGAGAAAUAACAUGAUUUCACACUGUGAUUAUCCCAGAAAAGGACAAUAGUUAUGAUUGAUAGGUUUUAUAAAAUCAGUCAUAGAUUCUUACCUCAUAGAGUCCACCUUUUGGAUCAUAAAUUCUUGAUGACAUUUCUCUACCUCCUGUGGCUCACCUUUGAUCACAAACAGUCUUCACUGAGCCAUUGUACUUAUUCAUCACUUGUCCUAGUUUCUUCGAUUAACUUUCACAGGAGUCUUUUUCGUUCCCUCUUUUAAUCUCUUCCUCUACUCCCUCUCCCCCACAUAUAGAUUAGCAGUUCUAACUCCCUGUACUUGACUUUCCAAGAAACCAGAAACAAGUAUAUCUAGGACUGCCCGAAUCCUUGUUCCCUGCCUGGGUUGUGCCUUACCCCCUGUAAGAUAAUAAUUCUGUCUGAGGCCACUGUUACCUUAUAUCCAAAUAUUUCAUAGGAUGGCUAAUGUGUCAGAGGGAAAAUAAAUAUGUGUGCCCAUCUGUGUGUAUACAUCCACUUUUCUCAUGUUUUCAAGAAACACUUGCCUUCGAUUCCAGUAAACACCUAUUUUAGCAGUGCAUCAUAAUGAAAUGUCUGUAAAUGUAGUGCCUCUUUAGGCAUUAGGAUCCACCAUAAUGUGUAACCAGAUUAUUAAAGUCUCAAAAUUACUAAGCCUCUGGCAGCAAGCUAGUAUAUGUAUUAUCCUGGGAUAAAUGUGAGAAAAGAUUGUCACUUAAAGGCUUUCAAAGCUCAUUCAGCAUAUAUAUCAAAAUAGCAACAUGGUAUCAAAGAUGAUCAUUUUUUUUAAAGAGGCUGCAUAGAAUUUAGCACUAGAAUAUUGCUGAUCAGGCUAUAUGACAUUAUUUUGAGCUCAUAUUAUAAAGGGAUACAUUAUAUUCCUUAUGUUUUUAUGCUCUCAAUGAACUAUUCACCAAAACUUUCUUCUAUCUUCAGUUAGAGGCUGACAUAAUAAAAUGGUUCUUCCAUAACUCUUACUGCUAUCAAAUAUAGCCCUAGGAGAGACAUCUUAGGUUUCACAGAAUUUUCUCUGAGGCUCAGCAACCAUGCUGAGAAUUUAAUGGUUGAUUCCCAAAUGGAAGAGUUUAGCUUUACUCUUGGUUCUAAGUCUCCAGAUAAUAUGGGGCACUAACUCUACCAGACUUACAUUAAGCAUUUCUGCUACUUAUGAUAGAUUUGAUUCAAUUUAUAGAUGGCAAAACAUUGUUUUGAGAACUGAUCAAUGUCACACAGACAGUAAAUGGUACAACAAACAUUAAACUUACACAAGCCUGGACACUUGACCUCGAUGCUAUACCAUGUAUAAUGAACAUAUCAUAACUCUGGACAGCCAUUAUGUAUCCCUGAGUAAGAUAAUGUACAAGAUAGUACAGAUCUAUUUCAAUUACUUGAAAAUAGCACUUUGGGUUUUAUCAUUUUCAACUAUUGGUGCUUUUGAUGCUUUUCAGUAUGAGAUAGCUAAAUCAUAUAAAUAAAACCUAUAAAAGAGUAAUGUGAGGAUAAAAAAAUAACUUACAAAUUGAAAUACAUUUACUUUCUAAACUGACUAGAGAAAAGUAAAUUGUGAAAAGACAUGAAAUAUCUCUGAUCCUCUCUGGGCAAAUGGACAAUUAAUACAAUAAUAGUAAGUUAAUUUAUAGCCUAAAAUAUGAGCUCUUCAGCCUCUCCACCCAUUUCCAAUAACAGUCCCAUUUCUUCUCUAUUAUGCUUGGUCUUUCAAAUGCAUCAUCUAAUUUACCACAUUGUCUUCAUUCUUAAAACUUCUUACUAAUUUUCUCUUGUAUUGUGAAUAGGGCUUGAACUCAGGCCAUUAUGCUCCCACUCCGCUUUCUUGCUCACAAAUGGCACUCUACCAUUUGAACCACACCUCCAGUCCAGUAUUUGGCUAGUUCAUGGAUAUGGAGUGUCUCAGACUUUUCUGCCCGAGCUGACUUCAGACUUCAGUUCUCCAGGUCUCAGCCUCCUGAGUAUCAAGGAUUACAGGUGCGAGCACUCGGCUCCUUACUAAUUUUCAUACUCAGCAUUGAAAUGUCCUUAGAAUGCCAGUAAGUAGUAUUAAGACUUUGAGGGGAGAGAAGGCAGGUUGGUUUUUUGAGAUAGAGUCUAUGUAGUCCAGGCUGAUCUGGAACUCACUGUGUAGCCCACAGCCUCAAAUUCACAAUCUUCCUGCCUUAGCCUCCCAACUACUGGGAUUACAGGCAAGAUCUUCCUUGCUUAGUUUCAUUCCUGUCCUCUGCAAUUUCAUUUAUAUUUCAUAUUGUUGAAUUCCUUCUGCACCUCAGGAUUUCUUUUUUCCUUUAGCUUAUGAAAUCCUGUUAGGCCAUUUUUCUCUACUAUCUGGCUUUUCUAGUCUUUUUUUCCCUCUUAUAUACCAAUAAUAAUCUCUGUAUCUUAUUUUUGCCCACUACUUUUUCUGUAUUCCUACCUAUUCAUUUGUCUACUUUUUAUAUUUGAGUGACUUCGUAUUUCCUACCAUAUGUGUCAUAUCUGAACUUGUGGAAUUUUCCACAGGUUCUUAUACAACCUGGUAUUUAAAGCAAAGCUUGUCGCUCUUUUUCCCUGAUCUCCAGUUAACUUUCAAAUAAAGUAGCAGGAACGCUCAAUACCUUUUGCAUUUUUCAUUCCAAUCUUGAAGUUACCUUUUCAUCUUUUUCUGCUCUCCACACUUCAUGUCCAAAAUUUUGCUGAUCUAAUUCUUAGUCUUCCUCUUGAGUCUUGAUGUGUUACAUUGUUACCAUCCCCUACAGUCUUCCAUGCAAAUCUGUAUCUUUUAACGCCUAGAUGGUUGUAUUUUUUUUUCUUUCCAGUUUUCUUGCUCUCAAAAACCCUGUGUUGGAUAAAUCUUCCAAAAUGACAAGUCAAACUAUUUUCAUGGUAUCUCAUUUUUCCUCAACACCUGGCAGGUAAUUCUUAUCAAAGCAGAGGUGUUUCAAGUUCUCCCAUACCUUGCCUUCCAUGCUUAAUCUGCCUCAAUCUUCAUUACUGUCCAACAUCAGCCUGCUCACCUUUAUUCAUUGCAUUCAUGCAUCCUACAGCCUUUCUACAGGCCCCACCUCUGUGCCUUUCUCAUGCUGUUCUAUUUUGCUUAGAUCAUUCUUUGGCCUAACUCGUGUUCAUCACUCCCUGUAAAACCUAGAUUUCUUUGUAUCUCCUGAGUGAGCUGUCCCUGACUGCCUUUGCUUCACACAGAGCCCUCUCUUAUUCUGUGCUGUCUCAGCACUUAUCUUUUGAGUUUGUACUGUGAUCCAUGCACUUACCAAAAUGUUACUCUGUGAUUAUUUUCUAGCAGUCUGUUGUAGUUUCACAUUUGUAUUUAUUUCAAAACUUAAAUUGUAAGCUCCUUGAGAGCAGAAAUAACUUUGACAUUUGUAUCACUGCACCCUCUAGUGCCUAGUACAGUGCUGAGCACAUUGUAGGCGUUUAAUAAAAUGCUUGUUGAA
Dipodomys spectabilis (banner-tailed kangaroo rat) is the source of this 5332-nucleotide messenger RNA. Its product is annotated as zinc finger protein with KRAB and SCAN domains 8-like. Gene Ontology annotation, biological process: regulation of transcription by RNA polymerase II. Gene Ontology annotation, molecular function: DNA-binding transcription factor activity, RNA polymerase II-specific; RNA polymerase II cis-regulatory region sequence-specific DNA binding. The coding region runs from base 210 to 1043 and encodes 277 amino acids. The record is from RefSeq and is a predicted model, not a curated record. NCBI's taxonomy places the organism in Eukaryota, Metazoa, Chordata, Mammalia, Rodentia, Heteromyidae. The transcript has 7 exons.